Molecule: messenger RNA, 3262 nt
Organism: Lynx canadensis (Canada lynx)
Lineage: Eukaryota; Metazoa; Chordata; Mammalia; Carnivora; Felidae
Gene: TNFSF4
Product: TNF superfamily member 4
Exons: 3
Coding region: 33-878 (281 amino acids)
Biological process (GO): immune response
Cellular component (GO): membrane
Molecular function (GO): tumor necrosis factor receptor binding; cytokine activity
Source: RefSeq, a predicted model, not a curated record
GUCAUUUCGCAGUCACUCAAAUCAGAACUGGAAUGCCACAAAAACAACUCCCUGUUAGCCCAGAGAAAAAAAAGAAAGUAAAGGGGAAAUUCAGAUUAGUCACAAAGAAGUUCCCCCGCCUGCCUGCAGAAGCUGCAGUGUUAAAACUGAGAGAGUGUGCUCUGUUCUUUCAAUUGCCUCUUAUCUCUGGUCCCAGGACCUCUGUGUAUUUUCUGAUUGAUAAGCUUUGUUUUCCCUUCCCCUCCUUCUUUGUGAGGAAGAGGUCAGUCCUCCAUCAGGCUCCCCUUUGUUACAGUUUUCAUCUUCCCUGCAUCCAGAUUGUGAAGAUGGAAGGGGUCCAACCCCUGGAUGAGAAUGUGGGAAAUGCACCAGGGCGAAGAUUCCAGAGCAACAAGCUAUUGCUGGUGGCGGCUGUAAUUCAGGGGCUGGGGCUGCUCCUGUGUUUCACCUACAUCUGCCUGCACUUCUAUGCUUCCCAGGUGCCACCUCAGUAUCCUCCAAUUCAAAGUAUCAAAGUACAAUUUACCAAGUGUGGGAAUGGGACAGGUUGCCUCAUCACAUCCCCAAACAAGGAUGAAACCAUGAAGGUGCAAGACAACUCAAUCAUCAUCAACUGUGAUGGGUUCUAUCUCAUCUCUCUGAAGGGCUACUUCUCUGAGGAGCUCAGCCUCAGCCUUUAUUACCGGAAGGGUCGGAAACCUCUCUUCUCCCUGAGCAAGGUCAAAUCUGUUGACUCCAUUGGAGUGGCCCAUCUAGCUUUUAAGGACAAAGUCUACUUUAACGUGACCACUCACAAUACCUCCUACAAAGACAUCCAGGUGAAUGGUGGGGAAUUGAUUGUCAUUCUUCAAACUCCUGGUGGAUUCUGUGCCUACUGAGGACCUGAGGGCUGCACCUAAGCCUGGCACCAGCAAGAACACUGAACUGGGGUUGGACAGGACUCUGAUUCUUCUGUGGGAGUGGAGAAGUCGUCCUAGCUUAGCCCCCAUAUAUGGCCACACGGGAUGUGACCAGAAGCAGAUCCCCUAACUCAGGGAUAUUUAAAACUUAUUUUACAUACGAAUUAACUUUAUUUAUCUUCACAUCUUCUAAAUCACCUAUCCCUCAUCCCUGAUGGUUGCCUCAAGCUUACUAGUUACCUCUACAAAAAUGAGAAAAUAGGUGCCCCUUCCUUAAGGCACAUUAUUUCUAUUGAUCAGGAAAUUGUCAUAAUAAACUUCCUUUAUUGAAAAAGACACUUGACUACCCUUUGCUGGAAAUUUGACAUCUGGCUUUAUCAAAAUGAAGAGGACAAAGGAAGGGGACAUGAAUCUGUCAAAGGUGGUAUCUCUCCAAGAUGAAAUUCGUUGCUAUUUGCAUAGUACCUAAAUACUUCUCUCAUUUGGUGGAGUUCAAAAGGAAAAUCAUCUUGAGAACAGCUGCCAGGACUUGAAGACAGCCAGCUAAAGAAUACUCUGUGCUCUGGGCUUUUUUUUUUUUUUCUUUGCCACUUUGCUUUUCCAGCCUCCAAUGUAAUUAAUAGAGAUUUCCCUUCAAAGAUGCUAUGAAAAAUGUAAUCAGAAACUUCAGGAAAACUGUAAGAGAUUUUUCCAAACUCGGGAGAGCAAGAUAAUUUAUUGUGAGGGUUAUCUUUAUCGCAUAGGAGAGCAGUGAAACUGGACAUCUCAGGGUAAAAGUCAGUAAGAAUUUAAAUAGUCUGGGAAGGAAAAGACAUAAGCAGGAGGCAAAGCAACCCAUGUGCAUUCUCCUGCUUAUGCUGAAUGUACAAUCAGCUCCAUUUCUUGUACAUGUAUACCACAUUGCUAGUUUAAAAAAUGAAGCAAUUCUUUUCUUAAACACAAAUUUAUGUUGAGACACUGAGAAGCUAUUAUAUGAAAAAUACUGACAUCUGUCUACAAACACCGUCAUAUCAUAUAUGAUCUCACAUUGAUAAUUGAGACUAGAAUGACCAAUAAUCAGCCAAUACCAAUAGGGGAAAAGAUCCACUUAUUUUUAAUUUAAACAUCCCUCUUGAUGCAUCAGGCUUAUGGCACUGUGGACAAACUUCCAGAUGAUUUGUAAGAACUCAAAUUUUUGAUAAAAUUUUUAAAUGGCAGCAAAUGUUCUUCUCCCAUUUUAAAUAGAGUGUAUAACAUAACAUAAAUCUUUCUGGAUGGUUCUGUGUCAUCACAGUGAUUGUACAGUGAUAUCUUCAGGAUCUCCAGAAAGGUGGAAGGCAGUGUGCCCCUACACUAAAUGGCCUCAAUUACAUUUUGACUUUUUCCUAUCUAUUUAACACAGUUUUCCAUGUGUUUUAUCUAUGUCCACCUAUGUUCCUGCACCCUCUAUUUUAAUCUGUUAUGGAGAGAAGCUAAACAAAGAUGCAUCAUAAAAAGAAGCUAAAUAAGAGAAAUUGUGCAUAAGAGUAACCAAGCUCUGAGUGGCUGCCAAGGCAGUCACAUACUCAUGAUCAUGAUCAUGACCAUGAGCAUAAUCAUAGGUAAACAUUAGUGGAGGGUCUGCUGUGGACCAGGCAUUGGGCUAAAUGCUUUACAUGAAUUGUUCUGAGCAAGAUACUCUAUGACAUUUGUCUUAACUACUCAGAGAAUUUAAAUCUCUGUGUGUCGGUGUGUGUAGGGUGUGUGUGUGUGUGUGUGUGUGUGUGUGUGUGUAUUUCUUUGUUAUUGACUAUGGUCUGCAAAGUUGAAGUUACUCAAUGGGUGAUAUCUAAUAAGUAAAUGUUUAUGACUUAGAUAAUAUUUAAGAAUAUAUAUAUUUACUUUUUAAAGUUUGAAAUGUCUAACUAUAUUUCUCCUGGACAUGCACAUUCCAGGCCUAAGCAUAAUUGUUCUGUGGGUUAUCUGUCUUUGGUGUCAUGGUCCUUCCUCACAGAUGCCCACUCCCUUUGGGUACACGUGGCUUGCUCUUCCCAUGCUGGCCUCCUUUGGCCAUGCAGGGAUUUUAUUUUGCCAUGCACCAGCUUCACCCCCUCUCCCACUUCUACCCAUCAAAAUAUGUUUGUUCUCUUUAAGUCAUUCCUUCAGAAAGAUAAUUAACCCUUCUUUGGAGACAACAAAGUUUUGUGGAAAGAGAGCUGAAUGAAAAGUCAGGAGAUUGAAAACCUAAUUUGAUUCAGUCAGUAACUAGCUAUGUGACCUUAAGCAAGUAACUUCCCAUUUUUGGAUCCUGUUUUCCUCUCCUGUUAAAUGAUCAUUUUAGAAUCUUAUAGUGCUAACUGUGAAUGUACAUACUAAAUGUCUACAUACUGGUUGCUGUGAGUCAA